AUUGUUUCAGUGAAAAAACACCGGCACUAUAUUUUAAUUUUAGAAUUAUUGUAAAUCAGAUUGACGUUAAUGACAGAUUCUAUGAAGUAUUAAAUUGUCAUAAUAUAUUUAUAUAUAUAUAAUAUAUAAUCAAGUAAUUUAUAUGACAUUAUUGAAGGGAUAAUUAACCGAAAACAGUAAUUAAGUGUAUUAACUGCAAUGAGUGAUACGGAUAAAUUACAAUUACCUGAUGAACAUGUGUUCGUCGUUCCAAGUAGAGCUAUUAAGGUUCCGCUUGAUAUGGCUGUUUGGGAAAAGUCCGAAGCCUAUUUUGAAUAUCUAGGAUUUAUAUUAGCGUUAAAUAAAUCUAUAGAAGGCAAAUCAUUAGAUUUUGGAUGCGAACAAUCUCCAGCAGUUAAAAAUAUAUUAACAAUGAUUGAUAAUUUAGAUGAAUGGAUAACGCAAAUACCACCAACUGAACAACCUCAACGAUUUGGAAAUAAAUCUUUUAGAACCUGGCAUACUAGGUUGCGAGAGAAAGGCACAGAAGAGUUACAGCAAGCGUUACCAGAAAAAUUACAUAGAGCUAUACCAGAAAUAAUUGAGUAUUUAUACGAAAGUUUUGGCAAUGCAACACGUAUCGAUUAUGGAACGGGACACGAAAUGGCAUUUUUAAUGUUCUUAUGUUGUUUGUUUAAAAUUCAAGCUUUUAAAGAAAAUGAUAAAGUUGCUGUUGCUAUAAAAGUAUUUAAUAGAUAUUUACAAUUAGUACGUAGACUUCAAAUAACAUACCGUAUGGAGCCAGCAGGUAGUCAUGGUGUUUGGAGUUUGGAUGAUUAUCAAUUUGUACCUUUUAUAUGGGGAAGUUCUCAACUGAUCGGACAUCCACGAAUCGAACCUCGUCAUUUUGUAGAUCAAGAUAUUAUAGAAAUUCAUGCGAAACAAUACAUGUUUCUUGGAUGUAUAGAAUUUAUCUCGAAGGUUAAGAUAGGACCAUUCGCAGAACAUUCAAAUCAACUGUGGAAUGUGAGCGCAGUCUCAUCAUGGGCAAAAGUUAAUAACGGGCUUAUUAAGAUGUAUAAAGUGGAGGUAUUAUCAAAGUUUCCUGUAAUUCAACACGUUUUAUUUGGAUCUUUGCUACCAAUAAAACCAGCCAUUACUUGUCCCAAUGUCAGAGGUGCUUGUCUUGAUCCUCCGUUACUACCACCACCGCAAUUACAUUAAUACACCUUAAUUCAUUGAAUGAAUGAAUGAAUUAAUUAAUUAGUUAAUUUUCUUAUUUUUCAUUUCUAUAUUAUCUAUAAAAAUCUUAUAAAUCAAUCUUGUAUCAUAUGGUGAUAUUUAGGCCUAGGCUAUUAUAAAGAUUAAAAUAUAGCCUGAAUUACUAUUUGGCAAUAAAUUUGUGAAUUUUAGAACAUAAGCAACAGAAUAUUAUAACUUUUACGUGAAAAUAUUUAAAUAAAUAUGUCUUACUGUUAAAUAAA
Molecule: messenger RNA, 1463 nt
Organism: Polistes canadensis
Lineage: Eukaryota; Metazoa; Arthropoda; Insecta; Hymenoptera; Vespidae
Product: serine/threonine-protein phosphatase 2A activator-like
Exons: 8
Coding region: 199-1203 (334 amino acids)
Biological process (GO): mitotic spindle organization
Cellular component (GO): nucleus; protein phosphatase type 2A complex; cytoplasm
Molecular function (GO): peptidyl-prolyl cis-trans isomerase activity; protein tyrosine phosphatase activator activity
Source: RefSeq, a predicted model, not a curated record